Salvelinus namaycush (lake trout) is the source of this 1701-nucleotide messenger RNA. RefSeq names its product large neutral amino acids transporter small subunit 1-like. NCBI's taxonomy places the organism in Eukaryota, Metazoa, Chordata, Actinopteri, Salmoniformes, Salmonidae. Gene Ontology annotation, molecular function: L-amino acid transmembrane transporter activity; neutral L-amino acid transmembrane transporter activity. The record is from RefSeq and is a predicted model, not a curated record. Bases 1 to 1701 code for a protein of 566 amino acids. Gene Ontology annotation, cellular component: membrane. The transcript has 12 exons. Gene Ontology annotation, biological process: neutral amino acid transport; amino acid transmembrane transport.
AUGGCAGAGCCAGAGCUGAAAUCACAGAGUAGCCUGGAGAGCUUGAAGAAGGCAGCCGAGGGCCAGGAGAAGAUGGAGGCUGAGGCGGUUCCGGACAACCCAGACAAGCCUCCUUCGCCGGACAAGUCUCCAUCCAAGCCUCCGUCCCAAUCCACCAUUAACGACACCGGCACCGUGGCAGCCACCACCCCUACUGCCGAUGCCUCCUCCCCAGCCAAGGCAGCGGGCGGCAAGAUCGAGCUGAAGCGCAGCAUCACGCUCUUCAACGGCGUGGGCAUGAUCAUCGGCACCAUCAUCGGCUCGGGCAUCUUCAUCACGCCCACAGGGGUGGUAAAGGAGGCUGGCUCGGCCGGUCUGUCGCUGGUGGUGUGGGCCGUGUGCGGUGUGGUGUCCACCAUGGGCGCCCUGUGCUACGCCGAGCUGGGCACCACCAUCACCAAGUCGGGUGGAGACUACACCUACAUCCUGGAGGUGUACGGCGAGCUGGCUGCCUUCCUCAAGCUGUGGGUGGAGAUGCUGAUCAUCAGGCCAUCCUCCCAGUACGUGGUGUCGCUGGUGUUCGCCACCUACCUGCUCAAGCCCCUCUACCCAAACUGCAGUGUGCCCGACAGUGCCGCCAAGCUCAUCGCUUGCCUCUGCCUCACAUCAUUGACCUUUGUGAACUGCAUCAGCGUGCGGGCUGCCACCAAGGUCCAGGACUUGUUCACUGCGUCAAAGCUCCUGGCCCUGAUCAUAAUCAUCAUUUUCGGUUUCAUUCAGAUCAGUACAGGUGAUGUGCCAUACCUGACACCAGAACUGGCGUUUGAAGGCAGCAAAUGGGGAGUCGACAACAUUGUGUUGGCUCUAUACAGUGGACUCUUUGCUUUUGGUGGCUGGAAUUACCUGAAUUACGUGACAGAGGAAAUGAUCAAUCCAGAGAGAAACCUGCCACUGUCCAUCAUUAUCUCCAUGCCCAUUGUGACUGUGGUGUACGUACUGACCAAUCUGGCCUACUUCACCACUAUCCCCCCGAGUGUGAUGGUCGAGUCCGAGGCAGUAGCUGUGAUCUUUGGGGAGUAUCAUCUUGGUGUGAUGUCCUGGCUCAUCCCUGUCUUUGUGGGGCUGUCCUGCUUCGGAGCGGUCAACGGAAGCCUGUUCACCUCGGCACGGCUGUUUUAUGCUGGCGCUCGAGAGGGUCAGCUCCCUGCUGCACUGGGAUUGGUCCACACUGACCUCUUCACUCCAGUGCCCUCCCUCAUUUUCACGUGUUUCCUGUCCAUGCUGUAUGCCUUGUCCAAGGACAUCUUCUCGGUCAUCAACCUGUUCAGCUUCUUCACCUGGCUGUGUGUGGGCAUGGCAAUCGCCGGCUUGCUGUGGCUCCGCUGGACCAAGCCAGAGCUCAGGAGACCCAUCAAGAUUUGGUUGGUGGUCCCUGUGGUGUUUGUGCUGGGCUGUGUCUUUAUGAUCGUGGUGUCAUUCUGGGCAGCUCCCUUUGAGUGCCUGAUAGGCAGCGGGAUUAUCCUCACCGGUAUCCCCGCCUAUCUCCUGGGGUACAAGUGGAAGAAGCCCCACUGGAUAAUGGAGGGUCUUUUCUCUUUUGAAGGAGCGAUUACUGUAAGCGCAGAUCUAAGACCAGCUGUCCCAACCCCAGUCCAAACCUUGUCUCACCCCAAGCCAGACCAGUUCAAGCCAAAAGACAAACAAAAAAAAUACCUAAAUUAA